GAAAGGACGAAGGGGAAGCAGUGAGCAGCCUGGAGCGAGAGAGAGAGAGAGAGAGAGAGAGAGAGAGAGAGAGAGAGAGAGAGUGAGUAGCGGCCACACGUCCUGCACCGGGGAGGACAGUCAUCUGCAUUCAGUGUGUGCAGUGUGUGAGAACCAACACGCAACUGCACUUUCUGCCCUGGCAGUGCAUGACUGGAUGGCAACUGGAGAUGCGCAGGUAGAAUAAUUGUGCCGUGGAUGUGUCUUACAGUAGGUGUCUAGACAGAAUUUGGGGCUAUUCAGAAGUGACUGUAUAUAAAGACCUGUCUGAUUUCUGCUGGAUCUCUUGCUCCAGUGAGCCAUAGGCAGAUGCCCUUGACUUUCAGUCUUAACAGCAUACAAUAACCUGCUGACAUAAGGAAGAGAGUACCAGGAGAAGAAGGGAAGAUCACAGUUUAAAAGCAAUUUUCGGCUGUGACUACACACAUGAAGUUUACAGCAAGACUCUGCAGCUUCACGGGUGAGCGAAAAAGGCUGAUCCGCUAACAUCAUUUACUUUCUCCCAGCAAUCUACACAGCCCUUCUCAGUUAGCUGUACCUCAUCUGUGGGAAUUUCAAAUUGGACAGAAAAUCCAGUACAGGUUUUGGCUUUUCCCUCUUGAAUUCACAACAUUCUUUCUGGACGCAAUGAAAAGAGGAUUGUGAAGAGUACAGCUCCCUGGCUGACUUGUCUGAGGACCUGACAGAGCUGUGAUUGGGACUAGCAGGGCAAAGGCAACACUUAUAGUGUGGACUUGCUACGUACACAAGGAUAAGAGCAUCAACUCUGCAGCUCUACUGCAAAAGGAAUGGGCUGGUUUGAAGAUCCAAGCUGGCAGCUGCAUGUUUACUUGCUUAUGCUCCUGUCCCUGCAUACCAGAGCGGUAAUCUCUUGUAGUCUCGUGAGAUGACAAACACAGCAUGGCAGAAUGCAACUAUCACAAUCUGACUUGCUACAUCUCUUGGAGAAUGCUGAGUAUUAGGACCAACCCAGUUGAAUAACUCCAAGCUUGCCGGAUUAAAAAAAAUAAAAAAUAGAAUUCUAAAAAUCAGAAGAAAAUUAUGACUACAAACAAAUGCAUCAAAUGUCCCCACAAGGCCACCACCCUACAGGACAAAGUCCCUGUAAAGUCUACCGUCAGUCUGCUCCUGUAUUUGUGAAUGCACUAGAUGGACUAUUAGCAAAUCUUUUUGAUAACAUGCUCCUGAGGAGCUCAGCAAAGCUCAAUGUGGACAGCAGCAGAAAGGAGGACACAGAGAGUACAGCACCUGCCCCUCCACAGAGGCUGCUGUCAUGUUACUGUCAUCACCACUGCCCAGAGGACUCCUUCAACAAUACCUGCUGGACGGAUGGCUACUGUUUCACAAUUAUAGAAGAAGAUGAAUCUGGAGUUCCGGUGAUCACCUCUGGCUGCCUAGGACUAGAAGGUUCAGACUUCCAAUGCAGGGAUACACCUAUUCCACAUCAAAGGCGAUCCAUUGAGUGCUGUACAGAUGAAGACUUUUGUAACAGAGCUCUUCAUCCCACCCUGCCCCCACUCAAAAAUAAAGAUUUUGUUGAUGGCAGUAUCCAUUACAUGGCUCUCCUGAUCUCAGUGACUGUAUGCAGCAUUAUCCUUGCAGUGAUUCUUAUAUUCUGUUACUUCAGGUACAAAAGGCAAGAGGCGAGACCACGUUACAGCAUUGGGCUGGAGCAGGAUGAGACAUAUAUCCCUCCUGGCGAAUCACUGAAAGACCUAAUUGAACAGUCACAGAGCUCUGGUAGUGGUUCCGGGCUCCCUCUGCUGGUACAAAGGACAAUAGCAAAGCAGAUUCAAAUGGUGAAACAGAUUGGCAAAGGGCGAUACGGGGAGGUGUGGAUGGGAAGAUGGCGUGGAGAGAAAGUCGCAGUUAAAGUGUUCUUUACAACUGAGGAGGCCAGCUGGUUCAGAGAGACUGAAAUCUACCAGACGGUGCUCAUGAGACAUGAAAACAUUUUAGGGUUCAUUGCUGCUGAUAUUAAAGGGACAGGAUCCUGGACACAACUGUACCUGAUUACAGACUAUCAUGAAAAUGGUUCCCUCUAUGACUACCUAAAAUCGACCACACUUGAUACCAAGGCAAUGCUAAAACUGGCUUACUCUUCGGUCAGUGGCCUCUGCCACUUACACACUGAAAUAUUCGGGACAAAGGGCAAGCCAGCAAUAGCCCACCGGGACCUAAAAAGCAAAAACAUAUUGGUGAAGAAAAAUGGAACAUGCUGUAUAGCAGAUCUUGGAUUGGCAGUAAAAUUCAUCAGUGAUACAAAUGAAGUGGACAUACCUCCAAACACCAGAGUUGGCACAAAGCGUUAUAUGCCCCCAGAAGUUCUUGAUGAAAGCUUAAAUAGGAACCAUUUCCAGUCUUACAUUAUGGCAGACAUGUACAGCUUCGGCCUUAUCCUGUGGGAAGUAGCGAGACGGUGCAUAUCAGGAGGUAUAUUAGAGGAAUACCAGCUGCCCUAUCAUGAUGUGGUACCGACCGACCCUUCUUAUGAAGACAUGAGGGAAAUUGUCUGUAUCCGAAGGUUGAGACCCUCAUUUCCUAACAGAUGGAGCAGUGAUGAGUGUCUGAGACAGAUGGGAAAACUGAUGACAGAGUGCUGGGCUCACAACCCUGCUUCUCGCCUCACAGCUCUACGAGUAAAGAAGACUCUAGCCAAAAUGUCAGAGUCUCAAGACAUUAAGCUUUGAUUUGUUCCAUCACUACUGCUGCCAUGGAUGCCCAAGGAAGCGGACUAUGUGACUGAUAAUCCUAAAGAGAAAUCACAUUUUUUACACAUUGAACAUCUGUGUUAACCUUGAGCACCACAAGCUCAAAGUACAAAUGCUUAGACUGCUGAAUCACCAGUAACCAUCUGGAGAAGAUUCUGCAGACCCCAUUACUCAGGAUGGUGCACACAGGAAACACGGCUUCAAUGGCAAUGAAACAAUUAGCAUGUUGCUUUCUGUGAAAGCAAAUACGUUUUUAAUUUUUGAAACAAAAAACAGACUUCUUUAAUCUUCUGACAAUAAAAAAGGUCUGAUGUAAAAGGAAGUAUGAUAUAUAUAUCAUAUAUCAUAUGCGUUUUGUCAUGAAAUAAUGGAACAGAAGCUAGAUAACGAUAAUUACAAUAUUCAUGGUCUUUGUUGGAUAUGAAGACAUGUCAAGACUCUUUUUCUGCUAUCUUGUCUUUAUGCCAUUGUAAUAUGUAGUGGGCAAUAUAUGUGUUUAUGUAGUAAGCAUAUGCCUACACUCCAGAACACAUAGAACAAGGCAUACACCACAUACAUUAGUUUCCAUAGAAACCACAUUAAAAUACGAGGGCCACAUUAAAAUAUGUGAGGCCAUAUCCAGUGGUAUACCUAAUGGGCAGCCAAUGUAAAAUGGGUUGUCAUUUAAUCCCAAGAACAGACUUGCAAAGUAUUGUCCCAAUUCUACACAAACAUUCUUUUCUCUUUUCUCUUUUCUCUGUCCAGUUCCAAAACAAAACCUUUAUAUAUUAUCUACCUGUAUUAAUUUAACAAAUUUCCACUUUCACGUCACCAUUUUUUUACCUGUUUUUUUCUGUUAAUUUGCUGGCAUAAAUAACGUAAGAUCAUCUAAAUUUUGGUCAAGGAAUCCAUUUCCACAUUUUCAUUGGUUCCUAAAUAAAAUAGCAAGUUACUUCAU
Molecule: messenger RNA, 3687 nt
Organism: Pseudophryne corroboree (corroboree frog)
Lineage: Eukaryota; Metazoa; Chordata; Amphibia; Anura; Myobatrachidae
Gene: BMPR1B
Product: bone morphogenetic protein receptor type 1B
Exons: 18
Coding region: 1095-2729 (544 amino acids)
Biological process (GO): BMP signaling pathway; dorsal/ventral pattern formation; cellular response to growth factor stimulus
Cellular component (GO): signaling receptor complex; plasma membrane
Molecular function (GO): SMAD binding; ATP binding; transforming growth factor beta receptor activity, type I
Source: RefSeq, a predicted model, not a curated record